GAUCUAAUCAAAAAAAAAAAAGAAAGAAAGAUCCACAUAAAAAAAAAAAUAGAAAUUGAAAGUUUCAUUUGGGGAUUGGUGGUGGAAGAGAAAGCCUGCUGGCUGAGGAGAAAUCCAGCCUUUGAGGUGGUUAAAACGGAUUUCAAAAAUCAAAAAUCUUCUAUCUAUCUAUCUUGAGAAAAACCCUUUAUUUGCUUUGGAUCUACCCAUUGAAAUUCUUGAUUUGUUCUCUUAGAACCUUUUGAGAAGAAACUUGAGUGAUUACCAUAAAAUCUGAGAAAAACACAUGAGUGGGUGAGAUUAAACAGUUGAGAGAGUGUGAGAAUUUUUAUCUAACUUUUUUGUUGAGAAUUUUCAGGUUAUGAUGUUUGGUCUCCAAAAGAAAAGUAACAAGGAGAAGCACCCACGACUUUCUGUCUCUCAAACCUCCUUUAAAUAUGCUUUGAAUACUUUUGAUGAGUUUGUUGAUGUGCAGAAAAAAACAAACAGGUGGAGCAAAGAGCAUGUCAAUACCUCCAAAGAUGUGGCUGAUCCAAAAAUGCAACCUUUUCAGUUUGAUGUCCAAGGAUUUUGUGAUAACUUUGUGAAGGGAGUUGACAAAGCCCUCAAGGAUAUCAGAAAGAGCCCAAAGAAGAGCAUAUCCACCCGUGCCCCAGUAGCUGAGCCAUCCUUGUUCAUCAGUUUGAAAACCCAAGGCUAUUGUAGAACUAACUGUUUUGCAACCGGAGCAUUCGAGUAGCUUUGAUUUGUUUCAGCAGGUUUUUAAGGAAGAGCCACUGAAUUUUCCACAUCAGUGCCCGUGUCUUGACACUUGGAUAUCUUUGGAUGAUGGUCCAGAUCCUAUGUUUGAUGAGGAGGACGAAUCUGGUCCAGUAUUUGAUGAUGAAGAAACAAGCAUCAUGUCCACCUUCAUGAAGAGCCAACUAUGCUUUGAUUCCAGCACAUCUCCUGCCCCUUUGUCUUCUGAACUUCAAGAGUACUGUGAGGAACCUUCUUUUCUUAAUUCUCUACCUGACAUGUUUGUCAAGAUCAGUACUCAUGAUGUGAUUCGUUUUGGCCUUGACAAAAUGAAAGAAUUUUGUGUUUCAAAAUCUGUUUUUGAUAACAUGAUUAAUUCUUUUAAGGUCUUUGAACCUGAUAAAUUUCUUGAUCAACCACGUUUUCAAAAUGUCAAUGGCAUUAAUUCUGGAUUUAUCUUGUGUUUUGAUCAGUUCUUAGAAGAUAGCCAUGGUUUUGAUUAUUUUGAAAAGUCUCUUGAGCUUGAUUUGAAACAAACUGUUUUCUGUUCUAAUAAAUCUUUUGAUUCAUUUGUUUUCAAAGAAAAUAGCUUUGAUCUUAACUCUUCUAGACAUAGACUGAUCACUGAUCAUUUGUUGCCAUCCUCUUGUGCCUUGAACAAAAUUCUGAUUCAGAAGUUGCUGGAAAAUAAAUCACUUAAAACUGAAAAUGAUUUUUGUGAUCUUGAUUUUUGUGAUUUUAUUUCGCAGCCUUAUCUUGUGUGUUCUAAAUAUGAUAAAACUUGGCAUCUUCUGAAAUCAUUUCGUGAUCAAUGUGUUAUCUUGAGCCUUGAUGAUAUAGUGGUGUACAACACUUUCUUUGAAAACUACCUUGAAUCUUUGAUAUUUGAUUCCAAAUCUGAACUUAAGCUUGUGUGUUCAGAUGUUGAUAAUGAUAUGCAUGUUUUGGAAAUGAUUAAUGUUGUUGCAUAUCUUGAUAAGAUUCUUGUCUGUAAUGUCUACUUUGAUUUGCAUCUUGACAGGCUGAAAAGUGUGCUACUUGUUCUUGGAAAUGAUAUCUUAAUUUUUGAUUUGAACAAGUAUCUCUCUUGCACAUUUAAUCCUGGUCUUUUAGUGUUUGUUUUGAGUAUCCAGGAAAGACAGGUUCAGCCUCUGAAUGAAAGCAUUGGCCGUGCCCAACAACCUCAGAUUUGGAGAAGCUUUGUUGUUCAAACCGGCUACCUUGGUGCCAGCAACAGAGGUUCAGUCCAAGAAGGAUAUCUCAACAGUCCGAAGGUCUUUUGUCUUGAAUCCAAUUGUACUCGAAAUCCAACUCAUCAAGGAUUCAAUGAGGCUUGGAAUCGCAUGAAAAUCUUCACGGAUGAAAAAGUUAUGAAUUUUCCAAACCAGAGGUUAUUCAAUCUAUCUAUCUGCGAGUACCAGAUUUCUAAAGGAUAUUCAUGCCCCAUAAAGAAGCGGCCUGAGCCAAAACCGAUCAUAGGGUUCCAGGUGGAUCUCCCAGCUUCUCAGAAGGACCGAAAUCAGAAGGAAUGGCUAUGGGAUCUUGAAGUUAUGAUCCAUCCACCAAAACCGGCCAUACCAAAGACAGCACUGCCUUCUUCAUUCAGCCAACAAACCAGAGAAAACCCAACAAAAGAGGCAGCAAAGUGUUCACUACAUGAAAAACAGUUGGAGCUAAUGAUCUUCCAUGACCCAAAUGUGUUUCCUCAGUCAACUUCUUGUCCAAAACAAAAACACUGUAAGGAUCAUGAGUUGAUUGCCUCCACUCUUCAUGAAAAUGUUUUGAAACCGAGAAUUUCAAAGAGAAAACAUAUUCUUACUUGGUUGAAAAACGUUUUGCUCAAACCUUUACAUGAAUUUAUUUCAUUGAGCUGUGCUUUGAAAGAGAUUUGGUGUAGGAAAGAGCAUGAACUAAAAUUGCUUAGGCCAAAGAAUUUUUUUGGUUUCGUUCAUGAUUUUUCAAAUUUGGCAUUGUCUCUUUCUUUCCAUAACAGUUUCUCACCUUGGCCUGAUUUUGAGAUUGAUAAAUCAAUUUUUGGCAACCAGCUUACUUGCUUAAUGCUUGCCCACGUCCUUGAUGAUUAUCCUAAGUGUUUGGAUCCUGUUUUUGGUGUCUUAAGGAUAGAUAAACCCUUUGAUUAUUCAUUUACCAGAUUUGAUGUGGUUUCUCUAGUUGCUUUGAAUAAACAGGAUAAGCAUGAUCUGUUUCCAAGGAGAGCAAGCACCAAUGGACGCCAAAGUUCUUGGAAUUCCGUGAUGAAAAUGGCUUCAAAACUCCAAGGAAGUUUCUGUCCAUAUUUUUCAUUCCCUGAAUUUUCCAUGAAUUUUAAUUCCUUUGUAUCUGAUUCAUCUCUUUUUGAUAUAGGUACUUUGGAUUUGAGGACAAAUCCUUUUGAAGAGGGAGAGUAUGAUGUGCCCCAGCCUAUGGACCAGUUCGAGGAAUCAGACCAGCAUGAAGAUCAGAACGUUCCAGAUGUCCCAAUUGAGGUUCACUCUUCCGACCAGACCAUACAAACCGAUCGGGCCGUGUACCGGAUCGACCCGCGAACGUUUGGAUUGGAGCUUCGGCCAGAUCCACGACCAGAUGAUCGAACUGACCGAACUGAAGCUCGUCUUUUCCAGCCAAUUCAACAUUCUAAGACUGAUAGUCGAGCCAGAUUCAACUUGGGACGAGAAGAAUCCGAAGAUGUUCACAUAUUUUCUCUUAUGGCCUUUUUGGUGCGUCCUGCGUGUCUCGAAGGCUGUCCUAAAGUUCUUGCUUCAGUGUCCGAACCUAUGAUGGAAUUUUAUCUUUCAUAUUUCACUAAAGCAUGGAUACUUGAGCUGUGCAAGGACUUGUUUCACAACAGUACACAACUUGGUUCAGCAGAUCGUCCGAUAGUUCAGUCCGUUCGUGUUAAUCAGCCGACAGGCCGUGUGGAUCGUCCUGAUCAUGUCCUGAUCCUUACACCAAGUACCAGCACGACCAGAAUGAACCUGGACAGAAGAGGAGAAGUCACUUUCACCAGUCUUCAUGAAUUUCACCAACUUUGACUCCCUUUAUUAUUUUCUAGUCAAUGUUGUCUUUUCCUAGGUUUGUAUUUUCCAUAAUUGUUUAUGGCUUUCUUUGACUACAAAUCCUAUAUAUAUGGCUCAUAAGCCACAAAAUAAAUCAGAUUGUUUUCCCCUUUGUAUGAGUUUCUCUCUUUGUUCUUUGUUAGAACAUUUCUUAGUUUCUUGGUGAGGUUAUCUCCAAGUUUCAAUCCUUCUUUUGUUGGACCGGUGCGUCAUAUCCGGCAACGAUCGAAGUCUGGUAGUAUCUUUGGGCUAUUCCGCAACCCUUAGUGUAAUAACCCUCACGAGCCAGUUAAUUUUUGGUCGAGAAAAACUCCG
Molecule: messenger RNA, 4109 nt
Organism: Brassica rapa (field mustard)
Lineage: Eukaryota; Viridiplantae; Streptophyta; Magnoliopsida; Brassicales; Brassicaceae
Source: RefSeq, a predicted model, not a curated record